Molecule: messenger RNA, 794 nt
Organism: Dicentrarchus labrax (European seabass)
Lineage: Eukaryota; Metazoa; Chordata; Actinopteri; Moronidae
Gene: chchd7
Product: coiled-coil-helix-coiled-coil-helix domain containing 7
Exons: 4
Coding region: 302-559 (85 amino acids)
Source: RefSeq, a predicted model, not a curated record
UGUUGCAGUAACGACGCUGGGGCUGUCUUGAGCAUGACGGGGAGGUUAUAGUCUGUGGCUUGUGUAGCUUUAUUAGUUAGCCACAUGUAGUGUAUAGCUGCUCGCUAGCGUUCUGGAGCCUUGUUGGCAUUCUAAGGGAUAUGAAUGACAACAUCUUUUUUUGAAUAGCAUGCGUGUAUAGGCUUGCUAGUUAUUUUGUUCAUUUAAAAAACGGGAUAACCUUCACUGGAUAUUAGGUGCAUCCACAAGUGAUUAGCCUACCCGGAAUAAGAGUUGGUAGGCCUGUUUGUAAAAGAUCCAAAUGGAUAAAAAUACACGAAAGCUUCGGAAUCAGGACAUUAACCCAUGCAUCGACGAAAGUGACGCCUCCCACAAGUGUUUGGAUGCCUCCAGCUACAAUAAGAGCAUGUGUUCUGCCUAUUUCCAGAGAUACAAGAACUGUAGGAAAUACUGGCACAACAUAAUGCUGCAGAGGAGAAGAGACGGUGUGAAACCUGACAUGCCUACUGCUGCCGAGAGGCAGGAGCUGCUCGCUGCCAUUGGAGGGAAACCUUACUGAGAGUCAGCGGGUCACACACAGACACUGGAGAGCAGCGGGCCUUGGAAAUUCACUACAGGCCAACACACUGUGCUGAUGCUACUCUGCCACAUUGGCUUGGAGUGUACUGUGAUUUCAAUCUCAGGUCGUGUGGAAGAGUCACAGAAAGACAAGAUGUACAAUAUGUGAUGAUUUAUUGAGAUCUGUUAACAGUGUGACAUGAACUGACACUAUAAAUUAAAGGACAUUCAAAGCA